Molecule: messenger RNA, 3270 nt
Organism: Aspergillus mulundensis
Lineage: Eukaryota; Fungi; Ascomycota; Eurotiomycetes; Eurotiales; Aspergillaceae
Product: nucleoporin Nup84/Nup107 family protein
Exons: 3
Coding region: 1-3270 (1089 amino acids)
Biological process (GO): post-transcriptional tethering of RNA polymerase II gene DNA at nuclear periphery; mRNA export from nucleus; regulation of DNA-templated transcription
Cellular component (GO): nuclear pore; nuclear pore outer ring
Molecular function (GO): structural constituent of nuclear pore
Source: RefSeq, a predicted model, not a curated record
AUGGCUCCGCUGAAUAGAGCCGCCGGGUCUGCCGGUCCAGUUUCUGGCUUCACGUCAUUGAAUCAGAACCAACGGCAACCAAACAGCACCGAAGUUAUCGAUCUCGACGACGAUGAUGACGAGCCUAUGGAUGAUGAAGAAGAGCAAGGCGACGAUGACGAAGUGUUAGAGAUCGAGGACGACGAGGAGAUGGAGGAAGAGGAGGAAGAGGAGGAAGAGGAGGAAGAGCUGGAAGAGGAAGAGGAUGCUUCAGCAGAUGAUCGGAACGGCAGCGAAUCGCCCUUGAACCUUGCCGGAGCACCUAAUGACCAGAGUAUGAUGUUCCGACCUGAGUCUCGACACAAUUCUGACGGCGUUACAGAUGAAUUCGACGCCACAUCCGAGUUCUUUACAUCAGCGGGCGCACAGCAGGCAUUGCAUCCCCUUCGCCGGACUGCCGACCGCGUUACGCGCCAGAUCGAAGCAUUCGCCGAUAAACUGGACCGGUUUAAACAAAAGGCCAACCGCGAUGACGAAUUCCAGAACUACCAGGCCGUCUACCAGCUGGUGAAGGGAUACCAGACUAUUGCGCAGGACGCCAUUCAAGACCUUUCCAAACAGAACACACUAAAGAAAGCGAAGUCAGGAUGGGGAUUGAACAACGGCAACAGCACGAGCGACCCUAAGACCGAAGAAGAACUGCAACGGUUACAGCUAGAAGCGAACACUUGGCAGCUUCUGCUGAACCUCGUCAGUGUCGACGACCCCGCUAGCAAAGCCAGCUACCGACAAGCGCAAGAUACCGCUUUCCAAAAGCUUCAUCGCUAUUCGUCGGAUCGCGAGGUUUGGGAACAAUUCAUGAAGGCAGACCAAUACGCGGUGGAAUGUGUGGUCAUCAUGAAGUGGCUGGAACAAACUGCGCGCUCUUCUACCCAGGACAUUGAUUCUUUGAUCUCGGAGCUGGAAAAGCAAGCCGAAAGAGGACAGGGCGCCUGGACUCACGGGUGGCUCUACACCAAGGAGACCAUCAAGGGACAGAAGCGGCUACGAGCCUGGCCUCAACCCCUCGAACCGAAUGAUCCAGGAAUUACGGCUUUCUUACUGACUUCUGAGCAUUCCGAACCGCUGGUUACGCAGUUGGAUCCCGACGCGGUCACCCGCCAGAAACAGAAUCUCCAGAGAAAGGACCAGUUCCACGAGCGUGCCACAUGGAUGACGUGCUGGAAAAUGCUUCGACAGGGCGAAAACUGGACUAAAAUCAGGGAAUGGGCGUCAGAUCGCCUGGAGAAUUGGCGCGCAGUCAGUCUUUGCGGUUCCAGUGUUGAUGCGAAGUCCGGGGGGGAAUCAACACCUCUUCAUGAUGGGGUUACACGUAUGAUGAACUGCCGGUCGCAAGAUACCUGGAGAGCCGCUUGCUCUAGCCUGUCGCGGGAUUCGAAGACUGAAGACUUCGAGCGGGCUGUUUACGCACUGUUGUGUGGUGAAGCAGACACGGCCUACAAGGUGUGCACGAGCUGGGACGAUUUUCUCUACGUCUGGUUCAACCACCAGGUAUUGUCCCGUUACAGGGGGUUUUGCAAACAGCUCUCGCGAAAGAUAAAUCAUCCGCCCGCAAACCCUGUGGCCUUCAGGCCCGAACCUGCGGCUCAUGCCGAAUUCAACACCUUUGUGCAGUCCACCAAGGGUAACGAUCGAGUCGGAGGAGAAGCUCGAAACCCCUACCGCACUAUUCAAGCCGCAAUUCUGGGUAAAGGAUAUGACUCCUUCUUCUCAUCCUUGGCCAAAGCAGUUUCGCAGGCGGCUAUCAAUAGGGAUGGACCGACAUAUGUGCCCAACCUCUCGCCCACAUAUGUGGACGACUCUCUGCUAAUUGCGGCCGAGGAUCGCGAUGCGUUACGGAUUGCCGCCCACCUCUAUGUCGUCGCCGACCACACUGGCUGUGUGCGUAAUGAUCACAAAUUCCUGGAGAUCGCAUCCGUGAACGUGAUUGGUUAUAUUUAUGACCUGGAAGAAGCCGGGCUUGUUGAUAUCAUUCCGCUCUAUGCGUCUCUUCUGACCGACCUUGGGGCUUGUUUUGUACUUGGUGAUGUGCUGAUUGAGAUCACCGACCCGAAAGAGAGAAGGCUGCUAGUUCACUUGAUACACAAAUACGGGAUUGACAUUGAAGAAGUUAUCGCGCAACAGUGGAAAUCGAUCACUUCUGGGAAAUCGGCUGUCGAGCAUACAAGAACAUUCAAGCAUGUUUCAAAGAUCAUCAAGCGCAGAGAUGGUAACCGUGAGCUGGCGCCUGCCAAGAAAGAUUUCAUUGGAACGGAAGUUUCGCAGCAAGACGAGCGACUUAUACGUAGUCUUGAAUGGCUUCGCUUUAUUGACGGGCAAUGGGGCCGGAUUUGUCUUCUUGGGACAGUGCUCUACAAGAAGUUCUUCAUUUCCGGCAAGCUUCCUGCUGCUCGAGAGCUAAGCCGGCGAAUGCGGCUGUCGGAGAUCUCCCGUGAGGCCUUCGGAUUUGAUAUCGCCGAAUUCUAUCCAGCGGACUAUGAGAAUGGAACCGAUGGCGGCACCCCGGAGCCUUCCAGUCCUUCAAAGCCGAAGACAUUUGGACAUAAGCGGAAUAAGUCGUCCACCAACAGCCUACAAUCCACGAGCAAGCACCAACUUCUCUAUGCGCAAUCGAAGACUAUGCGCGACUUGGAAGAGCUUAUCCUCGCCUUUGACGCUUUGGAGAACUUCGCCCUUACCUACGAAAGAUGCGACGAGCUCAGACGUCGACGAGACUCGGCAGCAAUCAAGGGCAUUAAGGAGGAAGUUCAUGACGCCUUGGACGCAAUCAGUGUCCAUGUCGAUGAAAUACUCUAUGACUGGCUAGUCAGCCCUGACGACGGUAUGACCUACCCCUCCCAUCGAAAACUUCCCAAAUCAUCAUCCACUAAUGUUACUCCAGAAACCGAAGCCGCCGAGCUCGAACAAAUCCGAACCACCUACAUCCCCGAACUCUUCCUCGAGUACCACAGCGCCCUCUACUACUGCGCACACAUCGUCAGUUCCGAGCUCCUAGUACAAUGCAUGAACCUCGCCAUGCAGGUUGCGGAGAACGAACCCAUAACUCGCAGCUUUACGGCCGGGAAGCGCAUGUCCGAGCUGAUGGAAGCCUUGGCGCUCUCAAGUAAGGCCAUGGUCAAUACGCGUGCUAGGCCUGAUGCCCGAUCUGCUGGUGGCGAAUCGUUGGGGCUUUGGACUGUCAAGGUCUCAGAGGAGGAUAUCGAGGGCCAAAUCUUGGGAGCUGAGAGCUGA